GAUAAGCAGCAGUUCAUGUGAGUUGAGAGAGGCUGUGAAGCAUUUCAUCGGAGCUUCUCAGGAGAAGUGCUUAGCAAUGGUUCGACGUGUGGCAGUGAUUGGAGCGGGCAAUUCUGGUCUGGUUUGUAUCAAGACCUGUGUUGAUGAAGGCCUGGAGCCCGUCUGCUUUGAAAGCAGUGAUGACAUUGGCGGCCUGUGGAGAUAUAAGGAGUCGCUUGAGCCAGAGCGAUCCAGCAUCUAUCGCUCCUUGGUGGUCAACACCUCCAAAGAGAUGAUGUGUUACAGCGAUUUCCCCAUGCCCGCCGACUACCCAAACUACAUGCACAACUCCCAGCUGCUGCAGUACUUCCGGCUCUACGCCGACCACUUCGACCUGCUCCGGUACAUUCGUUUCCAGACCACAAUAAGGAGCGUUACACAGAGGCCCGAUUUCUCGGCGUCCGGUCAGUGGGACAUAGUGACCACAAACGGGGAGGGAGAGGAGGAGAGUCACGUGUUUGAUGCCGUCAUGGUGUGCUCGGGCCACUACACCAAACCGGUCUUACCCCUGUCAGACUUUCCAGGAAACGAGAAGUUUUCUGGCAGGUGUCUUCACAGCCUGGAAUAUAAAGACGCAGAUGCCUACAGAGGAAAGAGGGCGGUGGUGGUCGGUAUCGGCAAUUCUGGAGGAGAUAUUGCAGUGGAGAUCAGUCGAUCUGCAGAGAAGACAUUUCUCAGCACACGCCAGGGGUCCUGGGUGAUGGGCAGGAUGUCCGGUAAUGGCUGUCCGAUGGACAUGGCUUAUGUCACCAGACUCAACAACGUCCUCAUGCUGCUUCUUCCCAAGUCUCUGCUCAACUGGGCAGUAGAGCGAGGACUCAACAGCAGAUACGACCACCGACUGUACGGCCUGAAACCCAAACACAGAGUUAUGGACCAAAGGCCGUUGAUCAACGAUGACCUUCCUGUUCGGAUCUUUCAGGGAGCGCUCGUAAUGAAACCCAACGUGAAAGGAUUCACGGCCUCCGGGGUCGUGUUUGAAGACGGCACCGUGGAGGAGAACAUCGACACUGUGGUUUUCUGUACUGGUUACAAUGGGAACUUCCCGUUCCUGCCUCCAGCUCUAUCGGAGGGGCCUCACAAAGAGCUGACGUUGUACAAGUCAGUGUUUCCUCCUUCUCUCUCACAACCCACACUUGCCGUCAUGGGUGUUUUCCAGACUAGAGGACCGAUCAUGCCCAUAGUAGAAAUGCAGGCGCGCUGGGCUGUGAAAGUCUUCUCCGGUUUGAGCCGUCUGCCACCGAAGGAGAAAAUGCUGAAGGUCAUUGAGAGUGAGAGGAGGAGAAACAUGAAAAGCAUUCCCUGCCCACGAAAGGCGGCUCUCCUGGUAGAUUACAUCCCUUACCUGGAUUUCAUGGCGGAGGAGGUCGGGGUGCGACCCAACGUCCUGAGGUUACUGCUGAGCGAUCCUGUGCUCUGGGUCAGGGUCUUCCUUGGUCCCUGCACGCCUUAUCAGUAUCGUCUCACGGGGCCCGGAAAGUGGGCCGGAGCCCGUCAGGCCAUCCUCACUCAGUGGGAGCGGGUGGCUCGGCCCUUCAGAACCCGGGAGCUGCCGGAACCGGAGAGCCGACCCUCGGUGCUCUUUUCCCCCUGGCUGCUCGUAUCUGCAGGAGUGGUUACGAUCGCCGUCGUUCUGUCUAAAAACGAUCUGGUCCCAUUGCUGCAGGGUGCAGCUCGGGUUCUGGACCAGAGCAAGAGUUUCCUGAUGGACUUCACUGUGUGGUCACGAUAACGCAAUUAGAAAUCUGGGUCCAGUUUGUAACGUAGGAUCUAGAUGUUGCACAGGAAGUUGGGUUUAGGAAACCAAACCCCGUAGUUGGGUUUAGAAGAUGGUUGACGUUAACCUGACCAUUGAUAAUAUAAAUGCUUAAAUAUUGUCAUAAUGUUAUGCUUUUGUCAGGUUACUCAAGUUCAGAAUAACACAUAGCAGGUGAAAUUUGUGUCUGGGAAUGUCUGCUUCUCUAGAAUAGAUACGCGCCUCUUACCACCACACUCACGCAUGUUAUCCGUGUAGUCUCGUCAGACAGUGGACUGGCCUUGCACGGCUCAGUCCUGUAAGAAGCGAGGAGGAGAUGGAAUUAUCCCCCUCCUUGAUAGUUCAGCGCCAAUUAGAAGUUAGGAUGAUGCAUACGAAAUCUGUGUACGUAAGGGCCGAACUUCCGGUUCUAAGGGAGAGUUGUUGUGACUCCCCUGGAAUCUCAGGGCUUGUACUUUGCUUGUGAUCAGAGAAAUAAAUCUACCAGAACGAGAGAAGUUGUUGGCUGAAUUCUUCCAAAGGCUCUACCAGGCCAGACAAUUUUGACUCACGCUUACACAAGCGAGUGACAAAAUGUCCACGUUCACUUUUAAGUUUUGCACAGGACACGAAGAGCGGUCUCCGGCAUGAAAGUCGUGUGUUUGUUGCAGCCAUGUAGCACCCUUCCUUGCUCUCGCCCCCCUGGGUGGGUUUGGAGUUGGUUUAGAAAAGAUCUACAGUUAUAAUCCAAAAAGAGUUCAAUUUGGGAGUAUUUGAGAAGUCAUGUACUGUAAUAAAGUUUUUCUAAUUUGUGUUUGGCAUGCAGAGAAAUUGAAAUUGGUGUACAAAUGUGGUGUAUGUGAUAAUAUGGGGUAAUACAAUUGUAAAAUACAUGUUGCUGGUAUUGUUUGAAGUCCUGGACGGAGGCUCACUCAAGAAAUAAAAAGUCCAACAAAACAC
This is a messenger RNA of Cyclopterus lumpus (lumpfish), 2734 nucleotides long. RefSeq names its product dimethylaniline monooxygenase [N-oxide-forming] 5-like. Gene Ontology annotation, molecular function: NADP binding; N,N-dimethylaniline monooxygenase activity; flavin adenine dinucleotide binding. The transcript has 11 exons. Bases 77 to 1771 code for a protein of 564 amino acids. Lineage: Eukaryota; Metazoa; Chordata; Actinopteri; Perciformes; Cyclopteridae. The record is from RefSeq and is a predicted model, not a curated record.